GAUCACCAAAUUCUUAUAUACUUGGUGAUAGUGGUUAUGUGAAUACUGAUUGGCUUCUUGUACUAUAUCGUGAUAAUAGACAUCUUACAAUAAUACAACAAUAUUAUAAUUAUAUGCAUUCAGCAACUCAUAUUAGAAUUGAACAAGCCUUUG
Molecule: messenger RNA, 153 nt
Organism: Ambispora leptoticha
Lineage: Eukaryota; Fungi; Glomeromycota; Glomeromycetes; Archaeosporales; Ambisporaceae
Source: the annotation of a GenBank genome assembly